Molecule: messenger RNA, 357 nt
Organism: Danaus chrysippus (African queen)
Lineage: Eukaryota; Metazoa; Arthropoda; Insecta; Lepidoptera; Nymphalidae
Source: the annotation of a GenBank genome assembly
AUGCCAAAUGGUGCAUUUGUCAAGGUGAGUUCGUUCACCGCUGACGCCUGCGCCGGCCGCGCCGUACAGACAGUCGCUCACUCGCCUCGCGCCAACCGAAGAAAGAAGAAAAGUAUCAAGUGCUACGCCCGGACGAAAUUCCCAGCUCGGCCGACAUGCGCGGGUCGGUGGGAUCUUCGUCCGUGUUUAUCGCUUAUACGAAUAUACAACGUGCAACACACAGCAUGGACCUCACACUUGAUGGAAGAUACGGAGAUACCACUAACAGAUACAGCCAGCAACCGUAAAUACUACACAAAAUAUUUACAUUUUGUUCAGUAUCGCACACAGGCUGCCGGCUGUACUAAUGACAUCUGA